Molecule: messenger RNA, 4197 nt
Organism: Oncorhynchus masou masou (cherry salmon)
Lineage: Eukaryota; Metazoa; Chordata; Actinopteri; Salmoniformes; Salmonidae
Product: NLR family CARD domain-containing protein 3-like
Exons: 11
Coding region: 231-3953 (1240 amino acids)
Biological process (GO): intracellular signal transduction
Molecular function (GO): protein binding
Source: RefSeq, a predicted model, not a curated record
UGGCCUUUACUAGCCAAAGGUUAAACUACUGUUAUGGUUAUGAUAUAAUAUGGUGUUGUGUCACUAGACUUUGACCAGAUAUUAUUGCAUCCAAAGAUCAACUGAACCUAGAACAUAGAUACAGAGACACUUGUCAUCAGGAAGGUGAUCUCUCAACACAACGGAAAAUAUCUCAAUGACUUGACAUGUUCUGGUUGUGAAUUCAGGCUACAAGGGGUCAGUGCUUGUAAAUGAGUCUCUCUGGUGAAAAAGAGGAGGGGGGCCCUGCCUCUAAAAUGAGUCUCUGUGAGGAACAUGACUCCAAAGAUAAGAGACCAAUCCAGCAGGAGAGACCAGCCUCCCCUGUUCCCAGCUGUGUGUCCAUGAAGAGUGACCGGUCUAUGGAUCGUCCUCUAAACUUUAGUGAGGGAGACUUUUCUACUGAACAAAGUGGAUGGUCUACUCUGCCAGAGGAUCCGUCCAGGUGUGCAGUGUGUCAGCAGGUGCUGAGGGAUCCAGUCUCUAUCACCUGUGGACACAGGUUCUGCAGACAGUGCAUCACCAGAUACUGGGAGAAACCUGCUCCUUCAGGAGACUAUGACUGUCCUCGGUGUAGAAAGAGAUCCAGGACACGUCCUGUACUACAGCACCUGAGUGAACCCAAUGAUGCAAGAGGCUCUGAAAACAUGGAUGACAGCCUGCAGAGAGCUGUAGUAAACCAUAAAUACAGUCUGCAGAGAGCUGUAGUAAACCAUGAAGACAGUCUGCAGAGAGCUGUAGUAAACCAUGAAGACAGUCUGCAGAGAGCUGUAGUAAACCAUGAAGACAGUCUGCAGAGAGCUGUAGUAAACCAUGAAGACAGUCUGCAGAGAGCUGUAGUAAACCAUGAAGACAGUCUGCAGAGAGCUGUAGUAAACCAUAAAGACAGUCUGAUGAGGAGGUAUGAAUGUGUGAUAGAAGGCAUCGAAACAGCAGGGACUCAAACUCCCCUUAACAGGAUUUACACAGAGCUCUACAUCACAGAAGGAGAGAGUGAAGCGGUUAACAAUGAACAUGAGGUGUGGCAGCUAGAGACAGCAUCCAGGACACCAACCUCACAUGACACAGCAAUCCACUGCAAUGACAUCUUUAAACCCUUAGCUGGCCAAGAGAGACGCAUCAGAACUGUGCUGACGAAGGGCAUCGCUGGCAUCGGAAAAACAGUCUCUGUGCAGAAGUUCAUCCUAGACUGGGCUGAAGGGAAGGCUAAUCAAGAUGUGGAGAUCAUAUUUGUGCUUCCUUUCCGGGAGCUGAACUUGAUCAAAGAUCGCCAGUACAGUCUUCUCAGACUUUUAAAUGACUUCCACACAGAACUAGACAAAGGCAAUGCAGAGAAACUCACUGCCUGUAAAACUAUGUUCAUCUUGGAUGGUUUGGAUGAAAGCAGAUUUCCAUUGGAUUUCCAGCACAAUGAAAAGGUGUCUGAUGUCACCCAGACAUCAUCUCUUGAUGUUCUGCUGACAAAUCUCAUCAAGGGGAAUCUGCUUCCCUCUGCUCUCCUAUGGAUAACCUCCCGACCAGCAGCAACCAAUCAGAUCCCCCCUCAGUGUGUUGACCAGGUGACAGAGGUACGAGGGUUCAAUGACCCACAGAAGGAGGAGUACUUCAGGAAGAGAUUCAGUGAUGAGGACCUGGCCAGCAGAAUCAUCUCACACAUAAAGACAUCAAGGAGCCUCCACAUCAUGUGCCACAUUCCAGUCUUCUGUUGGAUUUCUGCAAUAGUCCUUGAACACAUGUUGAGUACAGACAAGAGGAGAGAGAUGCCCACGACUCUGACUGAGAUGUCCAUACACUUCCUGCUCAUUCAGACCAGCCUGAAGAACCAGAAGUAUCAUGGAAGAGAUGAGAUGGAUCAAGAGGAGCUCAUGGAGUCAGAUAAGGAAAUUCUUCUGAAGCUGGGGAAGCUGGCGUUUAAAAAUCUGGAGAAGGGUAAUCUGAUGUUCUAUGAAGAAGACCUGAAAGAGGCUGGCCUUGAUGUCAAAGAAGCUUCAGUGUACUCAGGAGUGUGCACACAAAUCUUUAAAGAAGAGUCUGUGUUAUUUCAGAGAGUGGUGUACUGCUUUGUUCAUCUGAGCAUUCAGGAGUUUCUCUCAGCUGUCUACAUGUACCAUUGUUACACAACCAGGAACAUGGAUGCACUGAAGCCCUUCCUCAAGAGAAAGUCUAGAAAGUCUAGAGGUGCGUCUGAAGAGCUAACUUUGGAUGAGCUGCUGAAGAGUGCCGUGGAUAAAGCCUUGGAGAGUAAGAAUGGACACCUGGACCUUUUUGUCCGCUUCCUUCAUGGCAUGUCACUGGCAGCCAAUCAGAAACUCCUACGAGGUCUGGUGACACAGACAGAAAGCAGUCCAGAGAGCGUCAAGAAAACAAUCCAAUCCCUUAAGGUGAUGCAGAGGAAGAACAUCUCCCCUGAGAGGUGCAUCAAUCUCUUCCACUGUCUGAUAGAGAUGAAAGACCAUUCAGUACAGAAAGUAAUCGAAGUAUACUUGAGGUCAGAGAACAGAUCCAAAAACCUCUCCCUUGCUCAGUGUUCAGCGCUGGCCUACAUGCUGCAGAUAUCAGAGGAGGUUCUGGAUGUGUUUGACCUGAAGGAAUACAAGACAUCAGAAGAGGGUCGUAGGAGACUGCUCCCAGCUGUGAGAAGCUGCAGGAAAGCUCUACUCACUGGCUGUAAACUCACAGACACAUCCAGUAAAGUGUUGGCCUCAGUUCUCAGUUCAAACCCCUCACACCUGAGAGAGCUGGACCUGAGUAUCAACGACCUGAAGGAUUCAGGAGUGAAGCUGCUCUCUGCUGGACUGGGGAAUCCCCACUGUAAACUGGAGACUCUGAGACUCAGUGGCUGUAAACUCAGAAACACAUCCUGUAAAGUGUUGGCCUCAGUUCUCAGUUCAAACCCCUCACACCUGAGAGAGCUGGACCUGAGUAACAACGACCUGAAGGAUUCAGGAGUGGAGCUGCUCUCUGCUGGACUGGGGAAUCCCCACUGUAAACUGGAGACUCUGAGGCUGUCAGGCUGUCUAGUCACAGAGGAAGGCUGUUCUUCUCUGGUCUCAGCUCUGAGGUCAAACCCCUCACACCUGAGAGAGCUGGAUCUGAGUAACAAUGACCUGAAGGAUUCAGGAGUGGAGCUGCUCUCUGCUGGACUGGGGAAUCCCCACUGUAAACUGGAGACUCUGAGGCUGUCAGGCUGUCUAGUCACAGAGGAAGGCUGUGCUUCUCUGGUCUCAGCUCUGAAGUCAAACCCCUCACACCUGAGAGAGCUGGAUCUGAGCUACAAUCACCCAGGAGACUCAGGAGUCAGACUGCUCUCUGCUGGACUGGAGGAUCCACACUGCAGACUGGAGAAACUCAAUGUGGAACAUGGUGGAGAGAACAGAAUGAAACCUGGACUUAGAAAAUAUGUCUGUGAUCUCACACUGGACCCAAACACAGUAAACAGACUCCUCUCUCUGUCUGAGGGGAACAGAAAGGUGACAUGGAGGACAGAGGAGCAGCCGUAUCCUGAUCACCCAGAGAAAUUUGAGGACUGUGGACAGGUGCUGUGUAGAGAGGGUCUGACUGGGCGCUGUUACUGGGAGGUGGAGUGGAGUGGGGGAGGGGCUGAAAUAGGAGUGACAUAUAAAGGAAUCAACAGGAGAGGAGGGGAUAAGAACUGUUGUCUUGGAUACAAUGACAAGUCCUGGAGUCUGUUCUGCUCUGACAACAGUUACUCUGCCUGGCACAAUAAUAAUCCCACUACCAUAGACGUCCCCUCCUCCAGCCCCCACAGAGUAGGAGUGUAUCUGGACUGGCCAGCCGGCACUCUGUCCUUCUAUAGAGCCUCCUCUGACACACUGACACACCUGAUCACAUUCACCUCCACAUUCACUGAGCCCCUCUAUCCAGGGUUUUGGGUUUGGGGUGACUCCUCAGUGUCAAUAAAUGUGUCCCUGUAAACACACACACACACACACACACACACUGAACAAACACACACACUGGGCAAAGACACACACUGGACAAACAAACACUGGACUCAUAUACACCUGCUGGACACACACUGGACAAACAAACACUGGACUCAUAUACACACACACACACUGGACAAACACACACACUCCUCAGUGUCCCUCUGUCAGUGAUACACACACUCACACACUGGAUUCACACACACACACACACACACUGGACAAACACACA